Messenger RNA from Dendronephthya gigantea, 3076 nucleotides. Its product is annotated as heat shock 70 kDa protein 12A-like. Lineage: Eukaryota; Metazoa; Cnidaria; Anthozoa; Malacalcyonacea; Nephtheidae. The record is from RefSeq and is a predicted model, not a curated record. Bases 200 to 2908 code for a protein of 902 amino acids. The transcript has 6 exons.
UUAAAUCCAGAGGUUCACACACUCGCGACAUCUCAAGAAAGCGUAAAAGAUCAUCUAUUAUAUCGUUGUUUGCUAAGCUAACAGCCAAGUCAUUUCGCAAGGAGAUUACGAGUGAUUAACGAUGACAAUCGGCUGUCGUGAUUGAUAAACACUAAGAUAUUUUCCGCGUUGUUUUGUGUGUGUGAAAAUUAAGUGAAAUAUGGAACCUGAUAAAGGAGGGACCACAUUAGCGACAAGCUACCCCUCUGACGGUGAAGAAUUUGAUGCUGAAGAAAUAUUAUCAAUUUCCUCGGACGAAGAAGGACUAAAAGAUCAAAAAAGGUCGGACGAAUCUUGGACAGGUAUUGAAGACAGAUUGACGUUGCCAAAAGAUGAGAUAGAUGGUGAUUCAUCGCUGUACUCUGUCAGUGAUUUAGAAGAAGAUAACAAUUCUGACAUAAGCUUUGCUGAUGUACCAUCUUUGAUCACCAUGGAAGAAGAACACGAUAGGAACUCAAACGUCUCCAUUUCGCGGAUAGUUUCACAAACCAGCCUUGAACAUUCCAAGGGGAUUUUGUCAGUCUCGAAACAAACGCAUUCCAGUGAGAGUUUGAACGAAAAUGAGGAGACGAUUGAAGCUUGUCUUGUGGGAGAAAUUUUGAAUGAAGACAAGCCUGGAGAUACCGAAACACAAGACACAGAAGACGAUGAUAUCGUCCAGGAACCACAAAUACCAACUAUGGAGGCAACUUUGCAAGCAAGCUCUUCAAAAUCAAGCAUGGAAAACGAAGACAGUGCAUCUCCUGCAGAGUAUCCACUAUCAGAGGCAGUCAUUUGGAACAGUAAUGAUUCAGAUAAUGUAAAUGAGAAACACUACACCUCCACAGACAUUCAUCAAACUGCUGUAAACACGGAAUUCGUUGAGACAAAAACAUUUUCGGAUAGCAAUGAUUCUGUGCUAGAUAACUCGACAGACGGCGAGGGAUCCAGUCAUAAAGAAGUUUUUAUUGACUACACAACAAGUCUAAAACGUAAAGGUUCACAAAGCAGUAAAAGUUCAGAAACAUCGUCUGUCGAUCGUGACUCGAUGCAAGGUUCCUACGAUUCUGGUUUACCAACACGCGAUGCGAUAACAUUAUCAAAAUACCUGGUCAUAGCUGCGAUUGAUUUUGGCACGACAUAUAGCGGGUAUGCCUUCGCCUUUACCCGUGACCCUGAGAGCAUUCAUAUGAUGCGGCGAUGGGAAGGGGGGGACCCUGGAGUUAGCAACACGAAGACACCCACCACCCUGCUUCUGACACCUGAUAAACAUUUUCAUUCCUUCGGCUUUGGCGCUAGAGAUUUCUACCACGAUCUGGAGCCGGCUGAAGCGAAGAAAUACUUGUACUUCGAGAAAUUUAAAAUGAAAUUGUAUGAUAACGAGAGUCUAAGCGAGGAGACGGAAAUUAAAGCAGCCAAUGGUAAAUCCAUCAAAGCUAUCGAUGUCUUCAGCUUUUCACUGCGGUUUUUCAAAGACCACGUCCUGGAGGAAUUGUCGGAUCAAAUGUCCACAAAGCUUGUUUCUAAUGAUAUAUGUUGGGUGAUUACAGUCCCCGCAAUAUGGAAGGCUGGCGCUAAACAGUUCAUGAGAAAAGCAGCUUACAAUGCUGGUCUGACAGAAUACGACAAUCCAGAACGAGUGAUCAUCGCGCUGGAACCAGAAGCUGCAUCGAUAUUCUGCCGAAAGCUGCGUAUGAGAGACUGUGUUCUAGACGAGGUGAAACGAAAGUCUGUGGUGGGGGCGAUGAUGGACUGGGAGAUUGGAAGCGAGUUUGAAGGAAAGACAAAAUACGUGGUUGUUGAUUGUGGAGGAGGAACGGUUGAUCUGACAGUUCAUGAGCUCGAUAAUGAUUCUGGAGUGUUGAGAGAACUCCACAAAGGAACUGGAGGACCUUGUGGUGCUACUGGCGUUGAUGAUCAAUUUGAGACCCUACUCAAGAAAAUAUUCGGCAAAGAUUUCAUCGAGCAAUUCAAAUUAAAACGUCCGUCAGGCUGGGUUGAUCUUAUGAUUGCGUUUGAGGCGAAGAAACGAAACAGCAGUCCAAGUAAGAACAACUGGAUGAAUCUAGGAAUGCCUUUCUCUUUCAUCGAUUAUUAUAAAAAAAAUCACAAAACAUCGAGUAUUGAAUCAGCUGUGAAGAAAUAUAGCAAUCCUAACGUGAAGUGGUCGAGUCAAGGUAUGCUACGGUUAGCUCCUGAGAUCAUGUAUGAACUAUUCAAUCCAGUUCUACAAGACAUUGUAAGACAUGUUCGGGAUUUAUUGAACAGCCCGAACGUGAACGACGUGAAGUUUCUGUUUCUUGUUGGUGGUUUUGCGGAGUCGCCGCUUCUCCAACACGCAAUACGCGACGCAUUCUCCUCCCAGGUGCGAGUUAUCAUACCAAAUGAUGUCGGAUUAACCAUCCUGAAAGGUGCGGUCUUGUUUGGCCUCGAUCCAACUGUGAUUAGAGUCCGACGCUCUGUGUUGACGUAUGGGGUCGGCGUCCUUAACAAAUUCAUCCCGGGGAAACAUCCCCGGGAGAAAAUCGUGCGUAGAAACGGGAUAAUGUGGUGCACAGAUGUCUUUGAUAAGUUCGUGAUAGCGGAUCAGGCUAUCACCCUCGGAGAUAAGGUCACACGGAGUUAUGCCCCUGCUAAGAAAGGUCUGAACUACACAACGCUCAAUCUUUACUGCACGGAAGACAAGGAGGUGAUGUUUAUAACGGACGACAAUGUGCGCAAGUGCGGUCAACUGAGAAUUGAGUUGCCUGAGGUAGAAACCGUUGACCAGGAUAAACCACGUGAACUGCAGGCGACAAUGACAUUUUGGGAUACAGAAAUUAAGGUCAGCGGUAUGGACGUACGUACUGGAAAAGAAGCGCGCGCACGAAUUGAUUUUCUAACCAGCUAAUGUAAUGGAAUACUAACUAGGAUGAGCCUUUCACUGCCAUGGGCAAAAUGGGCUUAAUGUUCAAAUAUAUACUACAGCAAACAUUAUAUUUCCAUGUUCGCAUAAUAUAUACAUUACUACAGACAUAGUAUAGGGAAUGUAUGAAUUAAAUCUCUUUAUAAUUUUGUC